Laccaria bicolor S238N-H82 is the source of this 594-nucleotide messenger RNA. RefSeq lists its product as uncharacterized. The record is from RefSeq and is a predicted model, not a curated record. Lineage: Eukaryota; Fungi; Basidiomycota; Agaricomycetes; Agaricales; Hydnangiaceae. Bases 176 to 430 code for a protein of 84 amino acids. The transcript is spliced from 2 exons.
UCCACAGUGACCACCCACCUCUGCUGCGUCACCACCGCCACCACCAACCAUUACCUCCCGGAACCAUCGUUUGACCUCCCACAACCACGAUAGCUCACACCGACGACACCAGCCCCGACAAAACGACGUGGUGACGCCACGUCACCAGCCUCAACCACGAGCACCAGUCAGCCCAAUGCCGCCACGCCACGCCAGCAGCGACAGCAACCAGUCCACAGCAGCAACGACGACGACGACAAAUGAUCGUGGAGGAGCGAGUGCUGCCAAAAGGUCAGCAACCCCCGAUAUCCCCCCCCUUCGAUUGACAAGUCCCCAGCCAGUCGCCGUUGCCCACACCACACACCAACCAUCGCCACGUCACUCCGCCGUGCACGCCGUUUCGACGCCAUAUGUACCAGUAUGCACUUGCAGGGGCAGGAAGGAACUUUGAGAAGGGGGUAUACAGAGCUUGUGGAAGGGACCCAAUGGGGGAGGGAUGCGUCCCUCCUGGCGUCGCUGGUGUGGAUGGCAAAGGAUUCUUUAAUAGUGUACUGUCGUAUUCUCACUGUAUUGUGCUAGUACCAUACAAUGAUCAGUUAUACCUAAUUUUUUGCU